This is a messenger RNA of Cyphellophora europaea CBS 101466, 819 nucleotides long. RefSeq lists its product as uncharacterized. Gene Ontology annotation, molecular function: gamma-glutamylcyclotransferase activity. The coding region runs from base 1 to 819 and encodes 272 amino acids. NCBI's taxonomy places the organism in Eukaryota, Fungi, Ascomycota, Eurotiomycetes, Chaetothyriales, Cyphellophoraceae. The transcript is spliced from 3 exons. The record is from RefSeq and is a predicted model, not a curated record.
AUGUCUGGAGAAGAUUAUCACCGAUCCAUUAUACACCCGGGGCUCACGACCUCUACAUCAGGAACUUUCUACUUUGCGUAUGGCUCCAAUCUAUCCAUAACGCAGAUGCGUAUUCGUUGCGACCAUAAUCCAGACUCCAGUCGGCCCAUCGCACUUGCCCGCCUAGAUGUCCAUUCCUGGAUCAUCUGCCAACGGGGCUAUGCCAAUGUCGUGCGCUUACCACCCUCGACGCCCACCAAUGAUGCCAGCACAGUCUGGGGACUGCUUUACAACAUGUCUCCCGAAGACGAAUCGCGGCUAGACCUUUACGAAGGACAUGACCCGAUGCGUAAUUCAGAUCCAGUGGUAAACCCGGACCCCGAAGGGCAAGUGGAGCGGCCAUAUCUACAAGGCAACUGGGACUACAACAAGCAGUAUCUAGCCGUGACUGUAACCAAGUGGUUAGUUGACCCAACCGACUUUGGCGUCGAAGUUCCCAAUUGGCAGCCAGAGUCACAGCAUCAGACCACGGUGCGCGUGUUGGUCUAUGUGGACGAGGUCCGUACCAAGCCGGGAGCCAUCAACUGGGAAUACAUUGGGAGAAUGAAUCGGGGUAUCCGAGAGUCCGUGGCACUGGGACUACCCGAGAGUUGGGUGAACGCAGUGAUGAGGAAAGAUAUUCCAGCAGGUGUGGAGGUCGAUGAUGACGGCUACGUGGGGACAGCCGAUGGCUAUGUAGAGGUCGAAGCCACAGAGGCACAAGAUCACGUUGCAGAGAAGGAGGUGAAAGAGUGGCAUGAAACGAACGGCCAUGAGUCCGUGCAAGAGGGUUGGAGGUGA